CUCGUGCCUGCAAUCAAUCAGAAUCAAUGGUUGGAUGCUGGAGACAACAAGUUCACUUGAUUGUUAAGAGAGAAAAAAAAAAUUUAAAAAUGUUAAAUUUAUGAAUAAUGCUUAAAUUUUAAUAUUGAAUAAUGCUUAAAUUUUAAUAUUGAAGGGGAUAAUCAGAUAACAGCUUCCAUCAUACUCACACUACCCUGUCGUUCCAAUCCUCUUCUCCCCCAAACCCUAGACGACUUCUGUUUAGGGUUUCAAGAGAAGAGAAGAGAAGUCACUCUGGACCAGAUAUGAAGCAUCUUGCAGGUUAUGUGUUACCACAGCAGGAUCAACAACAGCAGUUCGUUGAAGCUCCAGUUUUCACAAUUUCAAAUUAUCGAAACCAAGACUUCCACCCAUUUCAUCCCAAUUUACAGCAUAAACAACAAACGGGAGGAUUUCUCUUGACAAAUCGAUUGUUUCAACACCACAAUCAUCACUUCCAACCAUUUGAACAACAAGAAGGUGACCCAGUUCGUCAGGCCUCACCUUGUCACCUGAAUUUUAACUUGGGAUUGACCGAGAACAGAAGCAGCAAGGAGGCUUUUGAAGAAGAAGAAGGCCCAUUUCUUCACGGGUCGCAGAUUCCCCAUUCUUGCAGGCCUCUGACUAACAACGACAAAAACGGGUGCAUUGAACAUGAAGAACACGCGAGGGAAGGGAACAACAAGUACGAUAACCACAAGCUUUUACAACAUUUUGAUCAGGGUAGUAGCAAGAAUUUGGACAACAGACUCUUCAAUGAGCUUGAAGCUAUCUAUGGCCUCUCAAAUAUGGGAGAAGCUAAUCAAACGGCCUCAGGGUCCGCUCUCACAUGGGAAAACUCCACUACAAAUGCCAAACUUUCUUUGCUAUUCGGUCAUGUCAAUGGUCAAAAUGUAGCUGCAAGAGGCACCGCUAAUGCUGCAAUUGGGGUAGAUCAUGAAUCAGAGACUUCCUUAGGAGAAGAAGCUGCCCUCCGGAAGAGUCAAAAGAGGAAAAGAAAAUGGAAAGUGAAGGAAAAUUUGGGUUACAUUACUUGGUGCCUUGAGAACUUUGUGAAGCAAGUCAUUGAUCACCAAGAAAAACUGCACUGUAUGUUCUUGGGAGUGAUUGAGAAAAUGGAGAAAGAGAGGGCUGAACGAGAAGAAGCAUGGAGGCGCCAGGAGGUUGCAUUACAUAACAGAGAAGCAAUGGCAAGAGCCCAUGAGCAGAUUCUGGCGUCUAAUAGAGAUGCUGUGAUUGUUUCAUGCAUUGAGAAAAUUACAGGCCAAAGCAUCGAUCUUCCUAAGAGGAAGAUUGCCAAAACCAGAGAUUUUGAAGCAACCCCACAACCAAUUGACACCCAUGAAAACCGACGCAAAUAGCAUAUGGCCUAACAUGUUUAUUCCAUUGAUUUAAUCAAUAGUAUAAUUUUAUUUUCACUUUCU
Messenger RNA from Tripterygium wilfordii, 1442 nucleotides. RefSeq names its product trihelix transcription factor GTL2-like. The transcript is spliced from 2 exons. Lineage: Eukaryota; Viridiplantae; Streptophyta; Magnoliopsida; Celastrales; Celastraceae. The record is from RefSeq and is a predicted model, not a curated record. Bases 285 to 1379 code for a protein of 364 amino acids.